UAUUGCACCUAAACCAACCGAAACACUCAGUAAUUUGUUCCAAAAUACCUGUCCUAAUCCGUCCAAACGAGAACAAAAGUGUCGCUUUUGUCUAGUUUUUCCAUUAUCGAAGAGAAUAGUUUCCGCUCACCAGGAAAAAAAAGUGAGAGAGAAAGCAAAGAAUGGACGGUAACACUAGUGAAGCUGAACGUUGGCUCUCCAUAGCCGAGAAGCUCUUGGUGUCACGUGACUUGCACGGGACUCGUACGUUUGCGAUCCGAGCAAGGGAAACGGCGCCGGUUCUUGCCGACCAGAUCCUCGCCGUGACCGACACUCUCUUGGCGGCUCAAUCGAACCCUCAAGACUGGUACGGGAUACUCCAACUCGUUCCGUUGACUCAGUCCAUGGAGGUGGUGGCGGGUCAGUACAGGAAACUCUCUCUCCUCUUGAAUUACGGGAAGAACGGGCUGUCGUUCGCGGAUCAGGCGUUUCGAUGCGUUUCUGAAGCUUGGAGUGUGUUGUCUAACCCGUCUAAGAAGAGCAUUUAUGAUAAUGAGUUGAGGUUCUGCAUUUCGGCCCGGUGAGUCAGUUCGGUCAACAGUAUCAUCAUCAUCAACAACAGCAGCAAGCGCAAUUUCAACAGCCGCCUCAAACGCAGACGUUAUUUAUGCAACCGCAGCCGCCGCCGCCGAAAGAAACACAAACUCUGUUCAUGCAACAGCCUCCGAAAGAGACGCAAACUCUUUUUAUGCAACAACCGGCGUUGCCGCCUCCUAAAGAAACGCAGACGUUGUUUAUGCAACCGCCGACGCAUCCGCCUCCGAAAGAAACGCAACCUCUGUUUAUGCAGCCACCGGCGCCUUCGCCUCAUAAGGAAACGCAGACGCUAUUUAUGCAACCGCCGUUACCUCCACCUCC
This is a messenger RNA of Hibiscus syriacus, 897 nucleotides long. RefSeq lists its product as uncharacterized. The record is from RefSeq and is a predicted model, not a curated record. Bases 162 to 563 code for a protein of 133 amino acids. Lineage: Eukaryota; Viridiplantae; Streptophyta; Magnoliopsida; Malvales; Malvaceae. The transcript has a single exon.